Messenger RNA from Cryptotermes secundus, 1942 nucleotides. Its product is annotated as leucine-rich repeat-containing protein 51. The record is from RefSeq and is a predicted model, not a curated record. NCBI's taxonomy places the organism in Eukaryota, Metazoa, Arthropoda, Insecta, Blattodea, Kalotermitidae. Gene Ontology annotation, molecular function: protein binding. The transcript is spliced from 5 exons. Bases 535 to 1077 code for a protein of 180 amino acids.
AGUGCUCGAGAUAUCGACCCACAUUGCUAGUUCGUAGCUCCGGUAACCCCAGCGCCUCCGUGACACAGCAGGCACUGACUUCCUUCCACACAGCAACAAUGCAUCAUCACGACGUUCAUCUGUCUGCAACAGUAAACUUGCGAUUGUUAUGGCACGUUCUUUCCGAGCGGAUGUUUGAGAGGGAUCCGAGAAAGAGGAAUUAGGAUUACAAAAGAAACCGGAAACUCUAAAAGCUAAACGGGACAUGAAUGAUGACGUCCCCAAACAUCGAGUGGAGGGAACGUCUGGGCGGGCUCCCACCUUCAGCACAGAACAAGCAGCCAACUUUGCAAAAACGCGUGAGAACGCGUCUAAACGUAACAGAGCUCUGUUGAAGGAACUCGAGGUACAGGCGGCCAAACUGCGGUCGCGCACGUGCUUCUGCCCUACCGAACUGCAACUCUACAGACUGCAGGCAAAGUAUGAAGAAGAAAUGCGAGCCACAGUUCCUCCUGGUGACAUGUAACUAACUGAAGGAAGCCUGUCUCACAAGCCAUGAUCACCGCUGCUGGGGUUAGUCCACCCCUGGACUUCUCAUUCCGAAACCUGACUUCUGUGGAAGAUCUUGGUGACACAAAGCCAAGACGUGGUGUCAAACGGUACCGGAAAUCCCCUUCUGGUCUCUAUGAUUGCUAUGCGCUCCGCCUCAACAAUAACCACCUCAUGUCUGUCCGCGGGAUCCAUGCGAUCUUGUAUCAGGUGGUGGAGAGGCCUGAACAGUUAACAUGGCUGGACCUUUCCUUCAACAAGCUGACAUCCAUUUCCACAGAGCUAGCAGAAUUCUCUAGCUUGAAAAUAAUGUAUCUUCAUGGAAAUCUCCUUACAGAACUUGGCAAAGUUCUCCAUACACUGAGACACCUUUCUCACCUCUACAGCCUCACGCUGCAUGGGAACCCACUGGAGGAACAUAGGAAAUAUCGAGCCCGGAUCCUGUGCAGUCUGCCACAGCUACGAUCACUGGAUUUCACCAAUGUAACAGUGUCUGACAAACUGCAUCUGAACAAGGUUAAAAGGAGGAGCACCUCAUUUAAGACAUAAUGCUCCUACAUCGAUACGUCCCAAGCGUCAGUGUGUUUAGCAUCGUUGCUGAACCAAACUUUGACUGUUAUUCCAGUAAUAAACAUUAAAAAACUUGGAAACUGAUUUUACAGUUGGGUCUGGAAGCAUUUGUAGCAAAUAAUGGGCACGUAUCUUGCCCAUCUGUUGUCUUUUAGUUCACCAAUUUAUGUACUGUCUGCUCAUAAUCAUCAAUAUUCCUUGUAAUUGAUACAGAAGUCUUAAUUAAUCAAUAUGCAACAUUAUGUGCAAGAUACAAAGAGACUUCUAUGCUGUAGAUGGAGGCAGAUUCCACCAAAAUGCUGGCACAUAGUGUCACAUCCAAGAAGACAAUAGUAAUUUUAACACAAAUAUCCAUUUCCUGUAUGUGUGCAGAAACACACCAUGGUCAGUAACUGCAUGUCGCUUCUGACAGGACACUAAAGGAAAGCUUACAGAACAAGGAAACCUGCAGUCCUUCUCUAACAGCUUUCACAUUCCAUAUUUUUAGAUCUUCAUGCAGUAUGCCACAAGGCAGUGUCUACAUGGAUGCAUAAGACAACGGAAAGAUGUCACUGUAUGACCCAAUACACAGUGAAGAACUUUUGUUCAACGAGACUAAGACACAUGGACUCUCACACUACAGCCAACCAUCUUAAUGAAAUGUCUGAUGUAUGAAUUUAUUUUAGAAAUAUGAAUCACCUUCCUGCAAUUAUUCUAAAUAUGCACAAAGGCAAUAGUGACAUAUAUCUCUAACAAACAUUAAUUGUUGUGGUAGUGUUAAGUUCAAUGUUCUCAAUAUUUCUUGAUGUCCCACAUCAAAUUUUUGUUCCUGUAUUGCUGAAAACAAAAUACUUUGGUAUUUCUG